Molecule: messenger RNA, 1128 nt
Organism: Nannizzia gypsea CBS 118893
Lineage: Eukaryota; Fungi; Ascomycota; Eurotiomycetes; Onygenales; Arthrodermataceae
Exons: 1
Coding region: 1-1128 (375 amino acids)
Source: RefSeq, a predicted model, not a curated record
AUGAAGCUUCUCGUUGCCUUACAUAUACUCCUUUUCCACGCCUGCCAUACUGCCUAUGGCCAUAUGCAGCUGGCAAAACCAUUCCCCGUCCGAAGCCCCCUGAACAAGGAAAAUACGAAUAAAGAUUAUUCGUACACAUCUCCCUUGCGCUCGGAUGGCUCGGACUACCCUUGCAAAGGGUAUCAUAAGGAUCCCUUCAAACCAACAGCACAAUACAAGGCAGGACAAGAAUACUCAAUAGAGAUAGCUGGAGGCGCAACCCACGGUGGUGGAUCGUGCCAAAUCUCACUCUCAUACGACUCCGGAGAGACUUUCAAGGCCAUCAAAUCUUUCAUUGGAAGCUGCCCCCUAUCAAAACAAUACAAGUUCACCAUCCCGAGCAAUGCACCUAGCGGAAACGCCCUCCUCGCCUGGACCUGGUUCAACCGCCUGGGUAACAGAGAGAUGUACAUGAACUGUGCACAUGUUACAAUAUCGGGGUCGAAUGAUAGUUCUGCUGGCAACAGCAAGGUGGCUCUCUCAGGGCAAGCAGCUGCGCUUCAGGGGCUCCCAAAUAUAUUCCUGGCGAAUAUCAAUCAGGCACUACAAUGCAAGACUGAUCACAGCAAGGAAGUCGUCUUCCCCUUUCCCGGACAGUCCGUUGAAUACGGUGCUGGUGCAAAGGGUGCUACCGAUAAAGGGUAUGCAUGCGCAAGCAAAUUCGAGGUACCAGAGCCAGCACCGCCGUCACAGCCACCAGCUCAAUCGUCCUCCGAACCGGUCUCAAAACCACCGCCAGCGCCGACAGCAACCUGUGUAUGUCCUCUGGUGCUUAGCAGCCCACCAGCUGUACAAACGAUGCCACCUUCGCCACAAACCACUGCGAGGAAUGGUACAAGAGUUUGCCGUCGUCCAACAUCGUCCAAGCCCAGCCUCCCGCCUCUACUCCCAACCACGUUACCACUACCCGCGGGCUCUAGUAACGGAACAUCGUGUACUCCAGGAGACAUCAAAUGCGACUCUGAUAGCUCGUUCUUUCUAUGUUCUGGCCCAAUUCUUGGGUACAUAAAAAUAGGGAAUAGGGGCAAAUCCAAGGCAAAUUCCGUUGUUCGGAACAACCCCAAUUCAGGUCACGGAGUUAACGUCUAA